UGGAAGGGGGAGGAGAGGGGGAGUCAGGGGCAGAGGGGAAGGAGAGAACAGAGGAGAUGGAGGGGGAGAGCAGUAAGGAGCUGAAGGAGAGGCUGUGUGGGCUGGAGGAGCAGCUGGCCCACUCCCAGUCUGAACUGGAGGAGCUGAGAGAACAGGUGCACCUUGGGGUCUACUCCAUGGAACAGGCGGGGGACCAUGGGGGCACGGUGGGUGAGACGGAGGGGGCGAGCCAGGAGACGCAGCAGCUGAGAGAGAGGGUGAGGGACCUGGAGGCGGCGCUGAAAGAGCGAGAGAGACAGGGGGAGGGACAGAGUGAGGGUGAGAGCACAGGGGACAAUGACACGGUCAAACAGCUGAGAAAGAAAGUUAAGGAACUACAGGCAGCCCUGGAAGAUAAAGGAACAGAAAAAGAGGGCGAAAAGGAGGACGGAGGAGGGGAGAGUGAGACAGUGAGGAGCCUCAGGGAGAGGGUGAGCGAGCUUGAAGCCGACCUGGCAGAGAGCAAGGAGUCAGGGAGAGCGGGGGAAAGGAGAGAGGGUGUGGUAAAGCAAGAAGGGGAGGUGGUGCGGAGGCUGCAGGGGCGUGUGGGGGAGCUGGAGGAGGAGCUGAGGCAGUGUGUUCCCCGUUUGGAGCUGGACGAGGUGCAGGUGACCCUGGGUCUGCAGUGUGAGCAGCUGGCCAGGGAGAGGGCUGAGGCCAGCCUGAGACUGAACGAGGCUUUACUGGAGCUGGAGAGACUACGUCCCCCCAGCCCCACACACCACCAAGGAGACGAGGAGGAGGAAGAGGAGGAAGAUAGGUCUGAGGGGUCAGAGCCCUCUAUCACAUCAGAGCCUUCCCUGAGACAGGUGAGAGAGGAACUGGAGGUGGCUAGGCAGGAAGCAGCUCAGGCUCUGGACUGUUUGUGCGCGGAACGCGAGGGCCGGGCUCAGGACACCCUCCACAUGAGAGACGCAGUAUCCCUGUCCCAACACACAGAGGCGCUGUCGGCCCUGUCGGAGCAGCUGGCCCAGACAGCCCAGGAGCUGCAGGCAGAAAGGGCCCUGCGAUGCCAUGCCCAGACUGAGACGGCUAGGCUAGAGGCCCAGCUACAGGACACACAACAGGACCUUAUACCCAGGGAGGAGCACAACAAAGUUAAGUUGGAGCUGCAGCGCGCUCUGCAGGCCAGUGAGAGCAGUGCGGCGGAGGCCAAGGAUGCUCUGAGUGUGAAGGAGACAGAGCUGAGAGACAUGAGGUCCCAAAAGGCUGUGGAACAGGGCCUGGUGUCCAAGGAGGACCACGAGUCCCAGCGCCUCUCACUGCAGGCCGAUAUCAACACACUCACCGCCCGAUUCAAUGACCUCACGCGCAAACAUGAGAAGACCUGCACCGAGGUGUUCCAGGUGCAGCGGGAGGCUCUGUUUAAUAAGAGUGAACGUCAGGUGGCCGAGGCUCAGCUGGCCACGGCGCAGCAGCAGCUGGCUGACCUGCAGGCCCAGUCCAGCCACAUCCAGGAGCUCCACAAAGACAUCAAGGACUCCCAGGGCCUGGUCAAGGAGAAGGACCGCAAGAUAAUGGAGCUCUCUAAGGAGGUUUUCCGUCUGAAGGAGGCUCUGGGGGCCCUGAGUCCUCCUCUGGGACUCUCCUCCUCCCACUCCUCCUCUCACUCCCACUCUGAGAGAGUCCCCCCUGUGAACCCUGGCCAGCAGGUGGCGCUGCAGAACAGAGUGGCUGUACUCUCCAAGGAGCUCCAGGAUUGGGAACGGAAGCACAGACAAGUUGUAGCUGUAUACCGAUCCCAUCUACUGGCUGCUGUACAGGGCCGGAUGGAUGAGGAGGUCCAAGAUCUCUUACUGCAGAUCCUGAGGAUGUCACACAAGGACCAGGGUUACUGACCCCCCCCCCCCCCCACACACAGGCAGUGUACUCCCUGUGCAAUGGAAGACACAACGGGCUAUGGGACCCAUCACUGUACUAUACCAUCUACUAACUACAGUAUAUGUACACACUUACUGAAAGCAACUGGUCUGUUCUGCAUACAGUACGUGUAGCCUUGGAAAGACAUAGAGGCUAGCCCCUUCAUGACUAGCGUUGAACUGGAUAGACAUGGACAGGUAUGGUUGUCUGGUAUCAGAAAGAGAAAUGUCUGUAUAGAUAAUUACUUGUAUUGAGUAACAAGAAUGUAUGUCUUGUCUCAAUCGUGUGAUGAGCCUAGUGAUUGAAUAUAUUUUGUAUGAUAUUCUUACAAUAAAGAUGUAGAAAGAA
Salmo salar (Atlantic salmon) is the source of this 2247-nucleotide messenger RNA. RefSeq lists its product as uncharacterized. Lineage: Eukaryota; Metazoa; Chordata; Actinopteri; Salmoniformes; Salmonidae. Gene Ontology annotation, molecular function: actin binding. The record is from RefSeq and is a predicted model, not a curated record.